AUGGCGGCCCUCCCAGUGAGCGCGGGCCUGAUGGAUGGCGACUUCCUCGAUGGAGUCGUCGAGUCGGCGAUGCGCAGCAUGGCCAUUCAUCUCAAGGCAGAGUACCGGAAGGAGCUCUGUAAGGCUUUCGAGGUCGCCAGCCUGGAGGCGGUCACGUGCGACAACCUAUAUCGCGGUGAGGCUCCCGUUAUCGUGUUGUCGCCUUCCCUGAACAUGCCAGUGAUUGAGCCUAGCGAGGAUACUCUUCGCUUGGCUGGUGGGCUACAGACUUUGAACGUGUCUGAGCAUGCGGUCAUGGACAACACACGGGGGUGCAUAACAUGCCCCCCUCCUCCAUGCGCAUCGAGGCUUUCCCCAAAGAAUUCCAAGAGUGGAGUCUGGAGUGAGAGCAUGACGAACAACCCGAGUAAAAAUACUGCAUCCAGCACCGGAAGGUCGCAGCAUUCGCCAGCGCGGUGUUUGGAUGGGCCCACCCGUACCAAUAGUCGCACUGGCAAGCGCCAGGUCAGGUUGACUCAGCAGGAGCGUGAGUCCCUCAAAAGAAUCAGGAACGAGGAGAUCGCUCAGGAGGAGGCCGUGCUAACGAGGAGAGGCUCACGCGCAUCGGCGCUGAAGGCACCUGCCCUGGACGAGGCCAGCCAGUGCAGGCUGAUCUCGUACAAGUUAGUCGCGAGCCCGGAGUUUGAUUUCUGUAUGGGCGUCGUGAUCAUCGCCAACGCAUUGACGAUAGGCCUGGAAACCUCCUUCUCGCGGCACGGGCGUGAGAUCCCAGCGUCGCUGAACAUCCUCGAGUGCUCGUUCGUCAUCAUCUACUGCGUCGAGCUGGUCAUGAGAGUAUACGGUGGCGGUGGGCCGCGGGCAUUCUCGAACAAUUGGGUGAGGUUCGAUGCUGUGAUGGUGGCCGCGGGCAUCUUCAACCUGCUGUUCACAAUGGCAUCCUUCGGCGGUGGCGCGGCAGCCGACGUUGUGGACAGCGUGAGCAUGCUGAAGAUGCUGCGGCUGUGCCGCCUCGCCAAGACCGUGCGGGUGCUCGUCCAGUUCCGCACCCUGUGGAUGCUCGUCCAGGGGCUGAUGUACGCCGUCCUGCCAAUGCUGUGGACGGCCAUCCUCAUGAGCGUUGUUAUCUACGUGUUCGCUGUCGUCGCCAUGGAAACAAUCAUUGCCUCGGAUCAGGAUGAUGACUACAGCACCGCGGCGCGCAAUUAUGACACCAUCGGGGGGUCCAUGCUGAGCCUGAUGCAGGUCCUGACUCUUGACAGCGCGGCCGCAAUCUACAGGCCACUGAUCGCCACGAGGCCAUGGCUGAUCAUGUAUUUCUUGGUCUUCAUCCUUCUUGGUCCCAUUGCCCUCAUGAAUAUCGUUAUGCGGCGAUCAUGGUCGAGUCCUCCCUGCGCACCGCCAACGAGGAUAAGGAGGCACGGAAAGCGUGGAAGAGCAUGA
Molecule: messenger RNA, 1440 nt
Organism: Prorocentrum cordatum
Lineage: Eukaryota; Dinophyceae; Prorocentrales; Prorocentraceae
Source: the annotation of a GenBank genome assembly